Molecule: messenger RNA, 829 nt
Organism: Carica papaya (papaya)
Lineage: Eukaryota; Viridiplantae; Streptophyta; Magnoliopsida; Brassicales; Caricaceae
Product: 2Fe-2S ferredoxin-like superfamily protein
Biological process (GO): P450-containing electron transport chain
Cellular component (GO): mitochondrion
Molecular function (GO): electron transfer activity; 2 iron, 2 sulfur cluster binding
Source: RefSeq, a predicted model, not a curated record
UGUACGUAACUUCACUUAUUCAGUGUAGAGAAAUUCGUCUCCAACCUCGCAGCCCAAAAUAAACAUUCUCAUCGUCCUCUCCAACAAACCUCCCUCCGAAAUGGCGAUGGCCGCCGCUCUCCGAAAGCUUCCCUCUCAAAUCCAGCGGCUCCAUUCCCUCUCUCCCUCCAUAAACAAGUCCACAAUCUUCCGCUCCUCCGCCACUUCAGCAUCGCCGACAUCUUCCUCCAAGAAAGUCGCUGAUCGGAUCGUCAAGAUGUUCGCGAUCGACCAGGAAGGAAGGAAGCGCCAAGUAGUCGGACUCUCGGGGCAGACUCUGCUGAAGGCUCUCGCUAACAACGGCUUGAUCGACCCUGCAUCCCACCGGCUCGAGGAGAUCGAUGCCUGCUCUGCCGAAUGCGAGGUCAAUAUCGCUCAGGAGUGGCUCGAAAAGCUCCCACCCCGCUCCUACGACGAAGAGUAUGUCUUGAAACGUAACUCUCGGGCUCGGGUCUUGAACAAGCACUCUAGGUUGGGCUGUCAGGUCGUACUUACUCCUGACCUCCAAGGUAUGGUUGUCGCGGUUCCGGAACCUAAACCUUGGGAUAUUCCAUAAAACAAGGGUGAAAUUGGGGUUUCCUUUUGUAUUCUGUGUUGCUAUGAUAAUAAUGGGCUGAAAAUUAUGGUAUUCGAUGUAAAAGAAUUCAAGGUUUUCUUAUAGUUUUUUCUCCCCGAAUUGUGGGUUAACUACUUGUUGGUUAAUGCUGCCCAUGGGAUUUGUGUUGUGUUUCAUUUCAGUGCUAUUGUCUGGAUUUUUUUUAUGCUUAUAUUCAUUUGUGAUUGGCUCCAA